AUGCCUCGUCUAAUCAAACCUCUUUCGAUACUUUGUAUUAUCCUUUUCCUCCUUUCUUUAUCCCAUUACCUCUUCACAUCUUCAAUAGCAACAUCGUUAACAAGUCAAUGGCGGAACGUUCCUACUACCACCCCUACCUCCUUCUCAGCUGACUCACUUAAAAACACUAAAGCCGAAAGACCAAAAUCCCCAGGAGGAUGGUCGAGCGAUACUUAUACCCAUUCCGGAUUAACGAUAGACCAUAAAGGUUUGAUUCACUGGAAAGAACAUGAACACAAUUAUGAAUCACAUCCUAUAGGAUUGUUGAUUGAGAGAGGGAAAGAAUUAGCUCGGCUCCAAAAGGAUAAGAUUGAUCGAAUACGAAAUUUGAAAGACUCAUAUGGAGAUUAUCAGGAAGCUUUUGGUAUGAAUCCACCUAGAGGUUUUGAUGUUUGGUACACAUUUACGCAAUCAUUUAAACUAAAUACAACACCUGUCCCAUCUUUGAUUCCUUUAGCUCAUAAUCCAAUCUUAUCUUUCCUUUCUCUACCUGUUAACGUAUUGAGGGAAAGAAUAGAAGAGGUGAGGUUGGAAGAUAAGAUAUACACUAUCACCUUUGUUCCACCUGGAGAGGGAGAUAAAGGAACGGCAUGUGAUGCAAACCAGAAAUGGGUUGCGGCAGACAUGACCAGUCGGGGGAAAGGAAGAGUCGUCGUUCAUGGUCAAGCAGCUUGGGAUCACAGAUGCAAUAAUACUCUCAGUCUGAUCUUACCUAUCUUACCCUUGCUUCCGAAAGAGUUGUUCACAAUGAAACCUCCAUUGGUCAUACCGUUUUCAAUAGAUGAUGGUCCAAGAGGGAUGGUUCAUAACUCAUUUAGAGAGAAAGCUGAAUCUUUAGCCAAACGUGGGAAAGCAUGGCCAAAAGCUCAAUUGGACAAAGCUGAACAGUCAAUGAAAUGGACAUUUGGUUGGGCAUGGACAUGCCCUGAAGGAUCACCAUUGAAAUCCCAAACAACAGAUGUAGUGUUGAAUGACUUACCUGAACCUGAGUAUCUAACUGGCGGAGAAGUGCGAAAGUCUUUUAUAGCAGACUUUGAUAAAAGCGCAGAUUGCUGUUCAAAUCCUGAACUGAUGAACUACUAUCGUGCUGCAGUAGAUCUGGUCCCUGUGAUUUCCACUUGCAAGACCAAGUGGCAUAGUGACAUACUUGGGAUACCUACGGAUGAUAUGUUUGAGGAAUCCGAACACAAGAAAUGGGAAGACAAGACCAUUGCCAAAGUUUUCUGGCGAGGCUCGGCCACGGGAAUGGAUCAUUCACGUCAAACACCAUGGAGACAAUCUCAACGAGAGAGAUUACACUUUUUCUCUCAUAACGUCUCAUCAUCAAACGAGAUGACUUCAGUCAUAUUACCUAACAACGAGCUCGAGGAAUAUAGGAAAGAAGAACUUGACAAUUGGCUAGAUAUAGGAUUGAGUGGAGUCCCACUUCAGUGUCAUGAAGAAGAUGGGAGCUGCGAAGACAUGCGUAGAGAAAUCGAGUUCAUGGGAAGAGUGAAGAAGGAGGAUUCGUUGAAGUAUAAAUACGUCAUGGAUGUUGAUGGAAACGGAUGGAGUGGAAGAUUCAGAAGACUGUUGAGUGAUGAUAAUGUUGUAUUCAAAAGCACUUUAUUCAUUGAAUGGUAUAAUGAAAUGUUAAUUCCAUGGUAUCAUUAUGUUCCGAUCAAAUUAGAUUAUUCAGAUAUUCACGAUAUAAUGGCAUUCUUCGUUGGUUCUCCAGAUGGAACUGUAAAGGGACAUGAUGAAUUGGCUAGGGAAAUAGCUAAGAAUGCAAUAGAGUUUGUCGAUACGAAAUGGAGACUACAAGACAUGCAAUCUUUCAUGUUUUUGUUAUUAUUAGAAUACUGGAGAUUAAUGUCUGACGAUAGACAAGCAGCUUCAUUCGAAAUUCAAAGUUGA
Messenger RNA from Kwoniella shivajii, 1935 nucleotides. RefSeq lists its product as uncharacterized. The transcript is spliced from 18 exons. Bases 1 to 1935 code for a protein of 644 amino acids. Lineage: Eukaryota; Fungi; Basidiomycota; Tremellomycetes; Tremellales; Cryptococcaceae. The record is from RefSeq and is a predicted model, not a curated record.